AUGUUUGCUUUUGCUUCUGAAAGGCCGGUCUGGCACCUGUUAACAUGCUUGGCAACACUCUUUUUGCUUUACUCAUCGGCUGCCUUCUGGUUCGGCACGCAGACAACGAUCGUUAGUGAGCGAUAUCCAGACAGCCUCACAGCGAUCUUCACUCCUCAGACUAUCGAUGCGCUCAAUCAAGACGUACGCUUACGUAGUGCACUACUGUCCCUCACAGAAGCCAUCGCACACUCUUCCAGUGAUCUUGGUGCACGACUUCGUUUAGAAAGUCUGAAAAGCUUCGGAUCCAACCUCACGGAUGGAGUCAACAACAUUCGCAAUAAGCAGCAGUCAGAGCUGAAGAGACGGCAUAUGAAAGAUGACCUAAGCGGAGCCUUCCGAGAUCUGACGGGUGGUGCUGUUAGCAUAGGCGGGUUGAAUAUGACGGGUGGGCUGACUGGUGUACUGGGCAGCCUGGGAGACUUGAUGGUGGGCUCACUUGGGACACCUGCUUUGUUUCUGGGUAUCGGCCUAGGCAUGGGUACAACGACUGCUCUCAACCUGACUGAUAUGGAAGAAGCGAACGCGAUAGCUACGAGUAUCGCGGCUGCUUACAAUGCUUCAGUAACUGGUGUGAACCUCGCCGCCCAACAGAUCGGCAGUGGCCUAUCGAGACAAAUCACACCUUCUUUCGGUAGCAACAACAUCUCUCUUGGUCCUGCGGCUUUUGCGCUAGCAUCCGGCAUCGGUAACGCGACUGCAGUAGGCUUCGGACUGACACAGCAACGAUUUGCACCUUCGACAGACUCGAGUGUUGAAGGCGUAGCUGGUAAUUUCGGUCUUGGAGUUGCGAUGCCGAUUAUAUCCAACGUUGAUCUUCAAGCUAUGGUUAGGAGUUUUGGAAACAGUUCCGGUUUUUCAAUGCUGAUGCAAAAGCUUCCUGAGAUUGCGGUAGCAGCUGGGCUAGGUAUAGGAGAGGGUGCAAAGAAUGGUCUCGGGUUGACAGCGUCGAAGUCGCCAGCGUCUGGAAAGCAGAAGCGACAAUCAGCGAACGCCACCACAGAGACGGCGGACUUUCCAGGAACUGUGCAGGCUUUCGCAAAAGGUCUUAGUCAGUCGUUCCUUCAAGACAGCAACUUCUCAAACCUCAACAUUGGGACUAUCACGGUCUUCCCCAAUCAGACCGAGCUUCAAGCCAUGCUUCGGCCUAUAGCAGCGGGAGCUGGUGCAGGUAUAGGCAUGGGGGUCGCCAUCGGAUUGAACUUCAAGGCUGCAGGCUCCAAGCCGAUAAUCGACGGUAACAUGACCGGAGAUGACGAACAGACAGCAUUGACCGCGGAAGGCUUCACGCAGAACCUCUUCUCUAACCUCCUUACAAACAGUUCGGCCAUCCAGCAGGCCAAACAGUUCAUAACGAGCAAUCCGCCUCAGACGUUCAAGAGCAUAGAUGGCGCGAAGGCGGCGGAAGGCUUCGCCAGGGGUACCAUUGAAGGAGUUGUGAGCGCCAUGUAUUCUGUCGGAGGAGUCAAGAACUUGAUCAGUGGCAACAUUCCGAAUACUGCAUACGACGAUGUCCCGGUUCUGGCUCCGACGCAGUUCAAUGAUAGCGUGAACGGAUCGGCUGUUGGCUUUGCGCGAGGUCUUACGGGCAAGGCGACGAUACUGAUUGCCGAGAUUGCCAGAAAUCUCACGCAAGGCAUGCCAAAGUCCACUGAUGCGCCUCCAUCACGCAGAAGGAGUAUCCAAGACGUACAUGAGGAUCUUAGUGUAGUGACACACAACCCACUUUCCGCCCGUCAAGCUGAAGCAAGAGCUAAUCAAUUCCCUAUCGCUAUAGACGCAGGUACAGCACAGAUGGGCGCUCAGAAAGUGAUCGAAACCUUCACAUGCUCGGGAAUUGGCGGCAUCGCAUCAGCAGCUUUGGGUGCUAUGACGGCGGCCAAAGCGAAUGCUAGUAUGAUGAGUAUGGCAAUGGCUCAAGCUAGUCCACCUCUCGACCCAACGGUGCUGCAAGCAUUGCCUCGAGGACCUAUCUCCCUUUCGUCAGAGGGAAACAUGUUCGAGAUUGUCAUCGAGAGCCAGAGUCUCAAGAUCAACGGCUUAGCGCUCGUCCCAUUCGCAGUCAUCACUGGGCUACAUGUUCUGUUUGCCGGUCUUGCUUUUCUUACCUUUCUUCCACUAUACCUUGUUCUGGGCGUAGUGUGGCGCUUCUCCGUUCUCACCGGCUAUCCAGUCGACGAAGCCAAGAACAGAAAAUGGCGUAUGGGCUUCUUGAUUACUUUCGGCAUUCUAGGCAUCGUCGGUAUCAUUCUUGGUAUUGCUGGUAUGGGAAACGCUAGUCAUUUCCGAGAUGCACAUAGCAUCAUAGGCCUUAUUUGUCUCAUUUUCAUUUUUCCAGCAGUGGGCUUCACUAUUGUUCGUCUUCGCACCGAGCUUCCACACCCAGAUCCUUCUACAUUCGCCGGUAUAAAAGGUCCCAUAGCGCUUGCCAAGACACCACAACGCAUCUAUCUCAUCAGCGGUAUCAGCACUCAGCUCCUAUUAGGCCUUGGCCAGCUUACCUUUUUGCAAGGCUUUUCGACGCUCCGCGCCAUAUCACUUUGCGUUGUCGACGCAGUUCUCACCUCAACGAGCGUUGCUGGUCUUGUGAGCUUUGUGUUGAUGGUGCAAAUCAGUGCUACAGCAUUAGUCGGCAUCAGAGCAUGGUUAGAACAGCACAUCGCCAAGAAAGAGGCGGCAGGUAUCAAGCCAACAACAACAACCACUGCUUUUGGCAGCCAUGGACGGAGCGACACGAUGGUCACAUUUGGUUUUGAUAGGAAAGAUCCACCACCCGCUCUCAACUUUAGCUCCAUCAAAUCGAAGCUUUCACAACGAAAGACCGAUGAGCUCAAGGGCUCCGAAGAUACUGGCAUCAGCACACCGUUCAAUUUCAGAAAAGAAGGUAGCAUAACGGAGGCGGACACACGGGAAGACCCUUUCCUUUCGCCGGAAGAGCGACUCAACUACCAGGAGCGCGGCAUCUACAACCCCAAAACUGGAGGCUACACUUAUCCAGUCCAGAGCAUGAACAAUGACGACUUCUACAAUAUGUCAGCGACUUAUGGCGAGCGCCGCCCGUCUUCCGGUGUAUUCGAUCCCUUGCGAUCUCCUCGUCCUCCGAUUGCAGCAGAUAACGGACCGAGAAUGACAGGUGUUACAGUACAGGAUUUGUGGCCUCCGCCAAUGCCGGAAGCGUCGAGAAUGUAUAUGACGUCGAAGACUCAGACGUCAGUUAGUAGUAGAUACAGCAGGCCGAUAGAUGGCAACGUGCCUGUAAGGGACAGCUUCAUGGGCUUUGGGAACCGAUAA
Alternaria atra is the source of this 3330-nucleotide messenger RNA. RefSeq lists its product as uncharacterized. Bases 1 to 3330 code for a protein of 1109 amino acids. Lineage: Eukaryota; Fungi; Ascomycota; Dothideomycetes; Pleosporales; Pleosporaceae. The transcript has 5 exons. The record is from RefSeq and is a predicted model, not a curated record.